AUGUCAUCAUCGAAUUGGAAAUGCUCACCGCGGACAUUCCCGACGUCGGGAUUCGAGCUUCUUGAUCCGAGAAUUAAGAUUGAGGAGGAAAGGCUGCCAACAUAUUCUCCCCAAAAAUAUUAUCCUGUCCAAGAGGGAGAGAUUUUCAACGACCGAUACCAAGCCAUCGCUAAAGUAGGGUUUGGGGUAACUUCCACAGUUUGGUUUGCUCGUGACUUGUUACAACACUCAAGGCCGCCAUCUUUGUCUGGUCCACCAAGCUCUGGGGAUGAAUACAUCCGAUCUCCUACAGCUCAAACAUGGCCACCGAAUGACCCUCGAAGGUACAACCUAUUCUUGCUGUAUAGACCCUCCUGCAUUUCUAAUCCCAAUAAAGAUCUACAACUCAAAAAUCUCCUCCUCCCUGCCCCUUCACCCGAGGUACUGUCUGAUUUCGAAGAGCAAGUCUUCACCAGGCCAGCACCCAGGAAAGUUCUACAAGAUCAAACAAUCUAUACAAGCCCACCUUUUCCUGCCGGAGAUGGCCUCCCUCUCCUUGGUGACUUAGGCGAAGCCCGCUUUGGUGAAGAGGAACAGUGUGAUAAUAUCAUGCCAGAAUACUAUCGCGCCCCUGAAGUGAUUCUCAAAUCCAAUUGGGAUUAUAAGGUGGAUAUUUGGAGUGUUGGAAUGGUGGCCUGGGACAUUGUCAGCCCCAAAACGAUUAUCGAUGGCAAGGUUGUAGACGAUACUUGGGACGACGGAGCUCAUAUCGCGGAACUUGUAGCACUGCUUGGGCGUCCGUCACCCGAAUUCUUGAAAAAAGCGAAUAUGAGCUGGGUCUUCUGGGAUGAAUCGGGGAACUGGAAAAAUCUAGUGCCUAUACCUGACCGGUCAUUCGAGAAGCUAGCCGCCGAUAUCCAAGGUGAAGAUGUGGAAGGGUUCUUAAAAUGGUUGCGAUUGGCCUUGCAAUGGAACCCUGAAGAUCGUCCGACUGCUGUAGAGCUUUUGAUGGACCCAUGGCUGAUGAAGGGACUUAAAUUGCGAAAGAAGACCUGA
Messenger RNA from Aspergillus niger, 1035 nucleotides. RefSeq lists its product as uncharacterized. NCBI's taxonomy places the organism in Eukaryota, Fungi, Ascomycota, Eurotiomycetes, Eurotiales, Aspergillaceae. Gene Ontology annotation, biological process: spliceosomal complex assembly; protein phosphorylation; regulation of mRNA processing. Gene Ontology annotation, molecular function: ATP binding; protein kinase activity. Bases 1 to 1035 code for a protein of 344 amino acids. The record is from RefSeq and is a predicted model, not a curated record. The transcript has 4 exons.